CAAUAAAGAGAGUGAAGGGACGGCGAUUAGUGUAGAGGUAGGCCUAUGCAAUUCCACAAGUGCCAUAUCUUUUAGAAUUGAGCUCAGAAAAAAAGCUGCGAAACAAAUUACUCCGCGCGCACGCUUUACAUUGAAUACGUAAUUAUUCUUCUUAGAGGGCCACUUGUAUAAACUUUUGUAAAGUCGGGGCGCUUUGAAUGAUGAUCCAUCGCCUGGGGCGAACGCGUACGCUGAGUCGUUGGUUAAAUCAGUUCAAUGGGUUAAUGAUGACAUUUUGGAUGGGAGCGAGAAGUUUUUGUUUGGACGGUUUGUCAUCAGGCAGCCCAUUAGGCUUGUUUGUCGAUGCGAUGGGGUGAAGGGGUGAAAGCUGUUUAUGUGGCGAACUGACCUCGACAAGGAGCAAUCGAGCAGUCUGGCAGCUCCGGACCUAACCGUGUUCGUGUUCUUGAUGACGCCUGACGUGGUACUGUUGAGCUUUUCCGGCUUGGUGAUUCUGCAAUCUGCAUGAGCAAAACCGCAUGACUGAGCAGAUACCGAGCAAGUUGAAGGCUUGAUCAAGUCCGACAGCCCGGUCCGACUUGACCGGGAGACCCAGACAGCUUGACCGUGCCGAUUACGCUGUCUCUCCCCGAGUGAGACGGCGAGAUGUUGCGGUGGCUUCGGAGGCGAUGGCGCCGGUGGCUGCCCGUGGGCUGUCUGGCCGCCGUAGUGAUCAUCAACUUGUUGGCGAGCGGAGGGGCGGGGUCGGAGGGCGCGAGGGACGAGGGCGGAGACGCUGGGCUUAAACAGCCCGUAAUAGGUGAUGUUUCGCCGCUGGCAGCAAAUAUGGGUUUCAGGAAGCGCCUACAGGCCUACCCGGAAAAGGACAGCCCAGGAUCCCCGAAUAGUCUGGAGAGUGUCAAAAACUCAGCGGGACCUGACGGCCAGCGCAGUCUGCCCGAUCCGGUCAUAGGUCACCACGGAUCCCCGUCACAACACGGACAGCAGGGAAAUCAAGAAACGCCUCCGCGUUUCAAAAUCUUCGUGUACGAUCUCCCUUUGCGCUUCAACACAAAUCUGACUAGCUGCUCGCAGGCUCAUUCUGACGGUUGCUACAAGUUCGAUCAUUUCGGGAUGGGACCGGAGCUGCGACGGCACGAUUAUCUGUCGUACCGCGACACCCACCAGUUGUCUUCGGAGAUCAUCAUCCACGAAAAGAUGCUGCGGAGCCGGCACAGGACUCUGGACGCCGAAAAAGCAGACGCGUUCUACGUGCCUUUUUACGCCGCCCUGGCUUGUACCUGUAAGGUGAAUUCCGAAAUGGAUAUCAGUGAACUUUACGAAGACUUGUGGCGUUACCUUAGGUCCACGUCCCCGUAUUUCGGGAGCUCCGGUGCCCCACGGAGGCCACACUUAAUGGCCCUGGGGAAGAUCGAGCGAGAAUUUUGGACCAGCAAUUGCCCGCUUCUCCGCGACACCGAAAGGACCGGUGGGAUCACCUUCAUAGGCGUGGAGGAAGAGGUAAACGAGGAGCUGCGAAAAUAUUUCAAAAGGACGAACAAGCGGAUGGUCGUGGCGCCCUACCCGAGCUACGGUCACUUUGAUUCGAGUUAUACCUCAUCUUUAGGGGUACAGAAUCAGGCUGGCUUCCCAAGUGAUAUCAGGAAGACCACCAGAGAUGUUCGGAUGUUCAUGGCGGUCGGGAGCCGGAAGGGACACGAUGUCAGGGUGAUCCUGAAGCGUCACAUGACUGGGACGUCCCAGCGGUACGCCACCUUCACCGCGUCCUCCAGCAAGCAGCGACGGUACGCCGUGUGGUACAGCACCCCGGAGUGCCGACGGGACAUGCAGCUGCCCGUCGUAGACUGGAUGAGGCAUUCGGUCUUCUGCCUGCAACCACCGGGGGACUCCCUGACCAGGAAAUCCUUCUACGACGCCGUCAUGGCCGGCUGCAUCCCGGUCACCUUCAGACCCAAGAAGCGAUCGGCUUCCGUCACCUACCCGUUUCAGGAUCGGCUGGACUAUACGCGUUUCACCGUCAACAUCCCGUUGGAUGACGUCCUGUCUGGAGCCGUUCGCGUCGUUGACCGACUGCGAAUCAUUCCCGAAUCUCGGAUCGCCGAUAUGCAGCGGCGGCUGGCUGAGGCCGCCCCGAAGUUACAGUACUCCUACCCGCCCACGUCCGAAGAUGGGGACGCGUUUUCUAUGAUUGUGGAAGAAAUGCUGAGAAUAGCGGCAUAGUUUUCACUCGAUAGUCGGUAUAUUACCGUGAUUAUCGUUGCCAUUAACCUUUAUAAUUUGGUCGGACAAUGUAAAACAUGUUGAAGAAUUUUGCCAUUAGCAUCAGAGAAACUCAAAAUCACUAUUCGGGAUCCUUGAGUAGUAAGAAGCCAAAGAAAGCAAUGAAAAAAUGAGGGUAGGGGUGUACUAUAGAACCGAAGGAGGGGACCCAAGUUAGGUAACAUUUUUUGAUACACAAGCUUUUGAAUGGUAAAUGAACUCUUUAAAGCAAUAAUUUUUACAACUCAUUAUUGUACAGGGUAAUCAAUUUAUGUGGCAUUGGGUUGAAGGUAUACCCUUCGGGCAUUUUGUCCAAAUCGUGGGUCCAAAGGAAAGUGUAUAUUUUGUACUAAGAAAAAUAACCCGCGAAGCCUGACGGUACCCCCAAAGGUUCACAUAAUAUUAUUAAUGGUUGCAGACCGGUAAAUAGGCCCAAAACUGCAUACGCCGACCAAAUCAUCAUUUUCGUAGGCCCUCAGUGUGCUGUGAUCCUUGCACUUGAGGGUUUGCAGAUAAAGGUCCAAGAUCUUAUCCGGACUUGAAACUUAAAUUGUUGAAAAAAAAUGAGGAUGAAAUUGGACCGGAAAGUCGCUCUAUUUGUAAAUGGAGUGCAUGGAUCAUUUUUCAAGAUGGGGAUGGACUUCUUUCCAGGACUACUGUUUAGCGGUGUUCAUCUGUGGAGGGAAAAUCCACUAUGUCAUCGGUAGCCCCAUAAGUGUGAACAGAAAACGAAAGAGGGUUAAUAAAGCUUUAAUUUAAUGUGUCUGUU
Patiria miniata (bat star) is the source of this 3028-nucleotide messenger RNA. Its product is annotated as probable xyloglucan galactosyltransferase GT15. Lineage: Eukaryota; Metazoa; Echinodermata; Asteroidea; Valvatida; Asterinidae. The transcript has 3 exons. Bases 646 to 2220 code for a protein of 524 amino acids. Gene Ontology annotation, molecular function: glycosyltransferase activity. The record is from RefSeq and is a predicted model, not a curated record.